Alternaria alternata is the source of this 1133-nucleotide messenger RNA. RefSeq names its product acyl-CoA N-acyltransferase. The coding region runs from base 354 to 1022 and encodes 222 amino acids. The record is from RefSeq and is a predicted model, not a curated record. The transcript has a single exon. Gene Ontology annotation, molecular function: acyltransferase activity, transferring groups other than amino-acyl groups. Lineage: Eukaryota; Fungi; Ascomycota; Dothideomycetes; Pleosporales; Pleosporaceae.
CACGCGAUGCCGCCGACACUUGUUUGGACCUUUCCUGUUGUCAUAGCUACAGAAGUCGCAAGAUCGUGCAAGGCGCUCAGCUCAAUAGGAAACCGCUGACCAUAUGGAUCUUCAAGCUUUACAUGCCGACACUGACUGCGACUGAGAACACGAUGCCGACGCCUUUCCUCAAUCAGGUAAUCAAGCGAAGGUACUGAUGGGUCAAGCUUCUUGCUUUCGGGCGUUACCCAGGCUAAACCCGAGCGAUCUGAGUCAUUUGCCAUAUCUCUAGGCAGCCAUCACUCAGUACGUCAAGGCGGAGACAUAAGAAGCUCAGCUCGGCCAACAACUAAGCUUCUUCAGCCUCCUCCGAAAUGCUUGACCAUGACUUCCAUCUCACGACACCCCGUCUGUUCAUAUCCCACCUUUUACCUACCAACGAUGCGCAUUGCGACUUCAUACACGACCUGAUGUUCAGUCCAGGCAUCACUAAAGAGAUGCCUGCAGCCGCUGUGGAGAAGGCAAUGAGCACUCCUCCACGCGACGCUGGGAGGAAGUUCAUCGCGGACUGCGUAGACAGAAUGGAGAAUACAGGCUAUGGUCGCUACCUCAUCUCUCUGAAGUCAACCUCGACCUCGGACAUAUCAGCACUUGAAGAAAGCACCUUGCCUUUUUCGGAAAGACGGUUGGUGCCAAUCGGCGUUGUAUCGAUGCAACAUGCACGGUUCCCGUCCGCCCCUGCAGCACCAACAAUCCCAGACGUAGGCUUCGGUUUAUUAUCUCGAUAUUUUGGAAACGGUUACGCUACUGAAGCUGCAACAGCGCUGCUGAACUACUUCAGAGAAGAGAAAGGACAAAAGGAAUUUUGCGCUUUUUGUAGACCGGACAAUGAAGCGAGUAAAAAUGCGCUGAUAAGGUUGGGAUUUGAGCCGAGAGGCCUGAGAGAGGUCCAUGGGGUUGUCGAGGGAGAGUUGUUGAGUGCGCUGGUAUGGACCAUGGACAUUGGACAUGAGGAAGGGGUCCUCGAGGCAAGAGGCUUGUAGUAAGUCGUGAAGCAUGUUGCCGAAGGCGAGUCGCACACCGACAAGAUCCCGUAGCUUCAUUUCGCAUGUUUUGAUUCUAUACAGUAUUCGCAUGCCAUGACCCAAGCUUCC